AUGGAGCAGGCGGAUAGAGAGACCCUACAGAGGAACAACAAUGCCCUCUCAAAUGACAUGGACUUUGAAAGCGUGGCCUCGGGCCUUGUCGCCCGAGGCAUCUUUGAAGAACAGUACAAAGAGUGGUUAGACUCACGGCUCAACCAGAGGGAGAAGAAUAUGUUGCUCUUAAUGGAGAUAGAGACGAGGGGUCCGAGGGCCUUCACUAGCCUAGUAGAUUCCCUGAUCGAGGCCAACCAAGAACAUUUAGCAGAGUUGCUAGGAUACGUACCGUCGUCUGGAAGUUCACAGGGCCAGAUGGGCCAGGCACAGGCUAAGACAGCUCAUGAGAACAGACCGGCUCCAUUUGGUCAACCAACCCAGCAAGUGCCCGAGGGUUGGCCUCCCAGAGAUAGCAAUGGUGACUACAGCUCAACUCAGAUGGGUGUCUUAACCUCGUAUUCACAAAUGGAUAGUGAUACGGUCUACAGAAUGAAAUCUAGACCUAGAGGUAUAGCGCUCAUCAUCAACAACAAAAAUUUCGAGACCAUGGAAGUGAGGGCAGGAACAGACGUAGACUGUCGCAACUUAGAGAAUGUCUUCAAACAGCUUGGCUUCGAUGUAAUUGUACACAAUGAUGUCAAAGGAGGGGUUAUUCGGCAGGUGAUUGAGCAGCUAAGAAAACACAACCACUCCCAGUUCGACUGCUUCAUAUUCACAAUACUCACCCAUGGGGAAGAGGGCAAAGUUUAUGGCACUGACGGGUGUCUGGUGAGGAUACAAGACAUAAUUGGUCGAUUUAGUUCUGAUCUAUGUCCGACUUUGAAUGGAAAGCCCAAGCUCUUCUUCGUACAAGCAUGUCGAGGAGGUAAGUCAAAAGUCAUAUCCGCAUCAGUGGUCCAAAGAGGCUGCCACCCAGUUGUUACGUUUGUCCAGCCCAAGUCAGACGGCUCUGGCAUGAUUCUUGGCCAAUGUCUAGUUUCAACACAUCUGCCACAUGCAGUAGACGAGUGUCAGCCUCCUCGUGCGAGCAUGGGGCAAGGCCUGCCCAGUGUGACUCAGCACGAGAGCAGAAGACACGACGAAGGAGUACAAGCAACGGACGGUAUUACUGAAACCGCAGGUGACACUCAGGUCAUGUCGCAGAUGGAUGCAGUCAAGCUGGAGGAGAUGACGCUUAUAAUGGAACCAAAUUCCACCGAUAGCGUUGCAUACGGUCGUAAGGUGCCUAGUCGAAGCGACAUGCUCAUUGCAUAUGCAACUGUGACAGAAUUCGUGUCUUGGAGGGACACAAACAGAGGGAGCUGGUUUAUCCAAGCUUUGACAGAAGUUUUCCUACAUCAUGCGAAAGAUGAGGAUCUUCUUUCGAUGAUGACCAUGGUCAAUGACAAAGUAGCAAGAGCUUUCGAAUCUGCCACCGACAGGCAUAAGCAGAUGCCAGCCCCCGUCACCAUGCUUAGAAAGAAGCUCUUCUUCUUCCCAGGACAUUAUGAGUAA
Messenger RNA from Strongylocentrotus purpuratus (purple sea urchin), 1476 nucleotides. RefSeq names its product caspase-like. Gene Ontology annotation, cellular component: cytoplasm. The record is from RefSeq and is a predicted model, not a curated record. The transcript is spliced from 10 exons. The coding region runs from base 1 to 1476 and encodes 491 amino acids. Lineage: Eukaryota; Metazoa; Echinodermata; Echinoidea; Camarodonta; Strongylocentrotidae. Gene Ontology annotation, biological process: proteolysis; regulation of apoptotic process; apoptotic process.